Messenger RNA from Dichotomopilus funicola, 846 nucleotides. Its product is annotated as Alpha/Beta hydrolase protein. The transcript has 5 exons. Lineage: Eukaryota; Fungi; Ascomycota; Sordariomycetes; Sordariales; Chaetomiaceae. Bases 1 to 846 code for a protein of 281 amino acids. The record is from RefSeq and is a predicted model, not a curated record.
AUGGCUAACAGCAGAGAUGUUAUCGAGGCCGGAAGCGACCUACAGGAGCUUUACAUCCCCCCUCCCGGGACCCCAAAACAAAUCGACGUCGUCGCCGUCCACGGCCUCGGCGGGCACUACCUCAACACCUGGACACACGUCCCCAGCCGCGGAAAUGGCGACGUAACACUGUGGUUACGGGACCUCCUUCCCCAGAAGCUGCCGAACGCCCACGUCAUGAGCUUUUCGUACGACUCGGCCAUCUACAGCAGAGCGGACCAGUCGGUGCGUGCUACCGCGGGCAAGCUGGUGCAGUUGCUGCGUAAUAUUAGAGAGGAAUACGAAGAUGAAAACCGCCCCAUCGUCUUCAUCGGCCACAGUCUCGGUGGUAUCAUCAUCAAGCAGGCCCUAAAACACGCCAAAGACAAACGUCCCCGCUUCUCCGACAUCCACACCAACACCACAGGCUUAAUCUUCUUCGCCACACCGCACCGGGGCGCCGACGCCGCGCGGUGGGCGGCCAUCGUCAUGGACAUCGCGUCCAGCAUGUCGCUGAGACCCAGCUCCGGGUUCCUGAAUGCGCUGCAGACCGACUCGGAGACGCUACUGAGCGUGUCGGAGGACUUUUUGCCGCUGGCGGGGAGCGUGCAGUUGGUUAGUUUUUGGGAGGAGCAUACGCAUCCUGUGCUGGGGAAGCCGGUCGUCGACAAGUCGUCAGCCGUGAUGGGACUGCCGAACGAGGAAGUCAUGAUGCUAGGGGGCAAUCACCAGGCGAUUUGUAGGUUUGGAGUGGGCGAUAGACGGUUUGAUCCCGUGUGGAGAGCGAUUAGGCGAUCCGCCAAGAAACUCUCUCCCGGGCUCUUCUAA